AUAUAAUGCAGUGCUAAAGUACCCUUCAAUUGCUACGCUUCGGUACUUACAUCCGUGUAAGGUACAUGUAUUCAAUCCGAUCAACCUUUCAACCUUUCAACCAAUUUGAUGAUAUUCGCAGCCUCGACCGUCGCCCAGUUAAAAAGGUGACUCAAUCUUACGUGCCUCUCCGGGGACGGCACUAGUUUAACCAACAACUAUGAUAUGGGGUUCGACGUCUUGUGAGGUUAGGAUAGCGGAGAGAACCUAGGUUGUCGCAAAAUUGUAGGGGGCGCAUUGGGGGAGUUGGGGGAGUUCUGGAGUUGUCAUGGCUAACAACGUGGGAUGGCGCGACUUCAAAGCCCAAUUCCUAGCUUAUGCCAUAGUUUGCGGUCUACUUGCGAUCUUCUUCCUACUAUACUUUAAUAGAGUUUUCGCCUCGAUCGUCUCCUACAUUAUCCGAGCCUACACGUGGCAUCGAUACCGAGUCUAUAUCGACAUCCAAGCACUACAAUGGUCCUUACUUGGUGGCCGUGUCUUCUUUACUGGUCUUCGAUAUCAUGGAAAUAAUGAAACUAUUUUUAUUCAGAAUGGACACAUCACCUGGUCAUACUGGUUGCGGAGGGUACGGGAUGUUGGGCUGGGCAACGGCAAAAGCACCAAGGAGCCCGCAGACGGCAACAUAUCAGAUGCUAGGAAACAAGCUGAACUCCCCUGCCGCGUCAAUAUCAAUGUUUCUGGGAUCGAGUGGUUCGUGUAUAACCGUAGCGCUGCCUACGACUCUGUGCUUGAAGCGUUGUCUGUACCACCUCAGUCACAACAUGAAGAUACGCUCGACGGAACUGAGAGCUUAGCAAAUACCUCCGCUAAGCCACGGCAGCGACUUCGCAAGUCCCAUGAGAAGGCUGAACAUGUUGAAAAAGCCGGGCAAGAGUACAAUGAUGGGAAAGAUGGCCUUGAAGCUCGUCCCCGAAGGGUGUUCAAAUCCACGUCUACUUCCGAUGGUGACUUUGAAACGGCGAAUAAGGGGGAAUUGCCUCAAAUUUUGCAGUUGUUACCAAUCCAUUUCAGGUGCGAUAAAGCAGCGCUUGUUAUGGGGAAUGAGAAUACGAAGGCUAUUCUUAUUGUAAAGUCCCAAGGCUUGUCUGGAGAAAUAGAUGCGAUUGAUUGCCAGACUCCCGAUCCCUAUCGACAGUUGUUCAAGAUACACUUUGACAAUCCAGUACUUGAAAUGAAGGAAAAUGUUGGGUUCAAGGAAGAGCAGCUCGCCAGAGCUGCCAAGGACGAACAAGCCGCGAAAGCCUCUGGUCCUACACCGCGAAGGCCAUUUUUUCAAAGACAUCGCCGUAGAAUGGUUGGGAAAGUACGGAACAUGGUUCCAUACUGGCGAGGGUCUGUAGAAUCCUUUUCGGCAAAUUCGCAAGAUGGAGAUGGCACCAAUGCAACUCGCAUACCUGGCUCUAGUCAAUGGCAAGGACUUUCUCGGUAUCUCAAUGACGACGAUGAUGGCGAUAGGCUUCGAUGGUCAUCGGUUGAGUAUGCCAAGCUCAACCCGGUGGUUGAUAGCCCAAAAGGAACGUUGACAAUACUCUGGGAUGUUCCCGGAAAAGUGUCGCCGCGGGGCGUGGUAUAUUCAUCAAAUGGCGGAGAUGGCGCAUCCGAUGACAUUAACGGAUCUGCAGCUCCAGCCUGGGCGAUUAAUUUAUCUUUGAGCGGCGGUACGAUCAACUACGGGCCCUGGGCAGAUAGACAACGAGCUGAACUCCAAAGAGUAUUCUUCCCAAGCUUGUGCAAAGACGCGACACCUGCCCAGAGGCUGCCAUUCGGCGCAGAUCGCGUACCUACAAGAUUUAAUUUUUAUUUGCAAUUUGACGAGGAUGUUAUUCUCAGGGUUCCUACCCGUGAGGACUCCAAGAAUUGGAAAUGGAAAAAUGAGGCGCUCGCAUUGAGGCAACCUCAGAAGCAGGGUAAUCGGCGUGAGGGAGACAGGGAUCGAAAGCCCACCGCUACCACGGCUGCAGAACAGCGCCCGAUCGGGUGGCUCGACAUCAAGGUUUCGUCGAACGCUACUAUCUCGUAUGAUAUGGAUAUGCUAGCUAAGUCAAACGGGUAUACGAAUACUCUAAAAAUCGAUCUUCCCGCAACUGAAGUCUCGACUAGCGUGAACCAUGGACUCCUGUGGCGAUCUAAACGCCUGCAGAUAUCCUGCGACUUGUCUACGCCUCUGAAGUGGAAUGGCCUCCGGACUUGGCGUUUUGACGUCGAAGGUGACGAGCUCGAGCUUUUUAUCUUGAGAGACCACAUCUUUUUGCUCAUAGACCUCAUAGACGACUGGGGAAGCGGGCCACCGUCCGAAUAUCUCCUAUUUACUCCCUUUAAGUACCUUCUCAACUUGCGACUUCUCAACUUGAAGCUUUACCUUAACGUCAACGAUGUGAAUAUCGUUAAUGAUCCAAUCAACUUUGAGGAGAACACGUAUCUAGUCUUAUCUAGCCCGUGUCUGGCGGUAGAUACUUGUAUACCAUUAGAUGUCUAUCAUCCAACCAAAAAUGCAAUACCCUUCAAGAUUGUGGCCGAACCCCUACAUCUUGGCCUACAUGUACCACCGUGGAAUACUCAGGCAACUUUUUUGGCUUCGAAAGACAUAGGACAACUCGAGAGUCUAACAGUCCAAGGAAGCUAUCAUUACAAUGCAACAACUUCGCCCGCAAACACUGACACGCUUGUCCUCGACGUCUCUGGCCAGUCUCUCACUGCGUAUAUCUAUGGCUUCCUUAUUCGCUAUUUCUUGCAAAUGAAAGACAACUAUUUUGGCGACAACAUUCAUUUUAAGACACUAGACGAGCACCAAGAAGCGUUACGGGCCAAAGUAGCGGAUCCAGAUGCUCAACCUAAAGAUCGUCCUCCUUAUAAGAAGUCAAACGACUUGGACGUAAUAUUAAGCAUCCGUGCAGAUGAUCCCAGGGUGUUUUUACCUGCUAAUAUGUACUCUGCAAAGCGUUAUAUCUCCAUCGAGGCUGCCUCCCUAGCUCUUGAUCUUCGAUUUACAAAUUAUUAUAUGGAUCUCCAUCUAUGCCUUAGUCCCCUAAGUCUGUCCCCCGGGGAUGACGAAGAAGGUCCCACUAGCCCAACGAGUGCUGUUCCAAGCACUCAGUUAUUCAUUGACGGCUUAAAUAUCCAUGGGCACCGUCUGUUCGGCCUCCCACCUAUUGAGCCGACAUACCUAUGUAACUGGGACAUGAAAGCCGGAUCAGUCACUGGGGAUUGCUCAACUGACUUUUUGACUACUCUUAUAAGGGCAGGGAAAGCAUUUGGCUUUACUCUUGAUGACGACGAGAACGCGUUGGUCCCCUUUUCUUCCAUUAUCGUGUACGACGUGACGUUUCUACGCGUCUUCGUCGAAUCAGUUCAGGUUUGGGUGCACGUAGAUGAGGCGGCGUUCUUGUUUUCCACCGCGACAAUCGAUGUCCAAUUCAACGAUUGGGCUCGAACGCACUACUCCAGGCGUGCCGAUAUAAAGGUACCCAACCUUGAGAUUGCUUGCGUUAACUCAGAAUCAGCAACGAGAUAUAGGUCACGACCUCGCUCUCUUGUUGAUACAGAUGUCUUCCUCCGAACAAAUAUACAUUUUGCGCUUAUUGGGCGCAAGUACGACUUCGCGCAGGAGAGACAAUUGCAACAGGAACUUAUACGCCGCCAUGACCAGCGAACACAUCGGGCAGACUUCUUGCUACUACCAGAUCUUCUAAACGACUUCGCAUCCGACCCUGUAGAGAACCCAGCGCAAAGUGUCCCACCGGUUCCCCAGCCGGCUCUGUCUAAGCCUAUCACCGACAAAGAGUCUAUAUCAUCUCUGAGUCCCUCGAACCGCUCUGCCAAGCUUCGUCGAAAAAACUCAUUCCUUUCGUUGACUAGCUCGUAUAGUGGGAGCAUCCGACGACCAGGCUCUAUCAAAACAACGCAACGAUCCCGGGCCUCGGGCCAUGUAGCUCUAAAUUCCGUGUCGCGUACGGAUAAUAUACCCAGACAAACCCGUCAUGCUCGCGAACCUUCGACGCCUUUUAGCGCCUAUGGCGAAGUCGGAGACAGUAGGGAACCACCGCAUAGUAGCAUAACCUUCUCAAGUCAAUACUUUGCCCCUUUAUUUCCUCUACAAAACGUUAGACCAGACACCAAAGAAGCAGUACUGCAGAGUAUCGAAGAUGAUAAAAGCAGCACUCUAGACUCUUCAGAUUUUAGUCUAGACAAUCUACCGCCCGACCAACUAAGCCAGAAUUGUGCUCACCAGAGCCUACUGCUUGAGCUUCCCUCUGGGAUUACUGUUUUUCUCAACGCCCCAUCUUUACGGUCCAUAGCAUCCUUGAUACGAGCCUUGCCACCUUCCGAUCCAGAGGAUAUCCUUGAUACUCUACAAAUAGAAACGGUGACGGAUAUAUUUGAUACGCAAAAGCAAGAGAAAGUAAACGGAACCAUCACGGACUUUAUUGUCCGAUUACCGCAAGCAAACUUGCGCUUCUUGAACUGUUCCAGUAUCGACUCUACUGAUCCAUCACAAGAGCCGCAGGAUCAAUACGAUGUAUCGUUAAAGCACAUUGUAUUGGCUACUCGAUCCGGACCACCAGCCGACGAGGUUGGCGAUAACGGAAAUUCGCGGUUGUCAUUCCAUUUCCGGCUAGCUUCUAUGCAGGUGUCAGCUGCGGAGAGACUUGCAAACCUAGACCAGACGCAAGCUGCUGUUUUGGCUAAAGUAGAGAGGAUUAUGGUAUCUAUGGGAACGAAAGAGGUGAACUAUAUCGAUGUAGACGUGGGCGCUAUACAAGCUUCUUCGUCUUCGGGCAAGGUAGAAUACCUCGCCUCACUAAUUCAUAGGACGAAUGUGCUUGCAUCUGAAACCGAAAGGCUUUUCUCAGAAACUCUUUCAGCUGCGGGCGAUCGUUCGAAGCAAUUCACAUACCAUGUAAUAAGUAGAGGGCAGCAAGCGAGCGAUGCUUCUUUUGUUGUUAGGCCGUCAGCUGUCCUACGGACGGCUUCUAAGCACAUUAGAACAUACGAUUCUUGGAAAUUAGCUACAAGACUACGCCAGAUGUGGUCCGCGCUAGAUGCCGAUACCAAAGAAAGCCUGAGGAGGGACUGUCUGUUCGGGUUUUCGCACCAACCCGCUGACAUGAGACAACAAGUCACAGCUGCUUUCGAGCGAUGGCGCAGCUGGGAUCUUGAGGAUCCAAUGCAUGCAGUGCUCUUGAAUAAUAUUUUUGGUAAAGUGUCUGAGCCGAGCGCAGAUGCGUCUAAACGAAUCCCUAUUAUGGUCGUAGCCAGGAUACAAGAAAUCCAAUUCCUACUUGACCCCGGGCCGAAACAAAACGAGGCUAUUAUAAUAGAUCUCACUGUGAGAGUCCAAGAGAGAAGUAGUAGCAUCGAAACAGUUGACGAGAAGCCUGUCGAUAUUGGAGGGCCCUUCACACUUGUCAAUGUGUACUGCAGUGAAGCUAAAUUUAAAGCCAAUUGGGAGCUUUAUGAGCUUGCAAAUGACAUACUACGGCUUUACAAGAACUCAGAGUCUUCAGUAUCCGAAGAAUCUCCACCCAAUCAACAGGAUAUAGCUAAACCCGAGUCGCGUCACCCACUCCAUGUGGUAUUUGUGCUAGGAGAAGGGAUAAUAUCCCUAGAAGCUAUCAACUUGAGUACCAGGUUGCAAAGCAACGAACUCAAACUUUCAAUACUUACAACCAGCGGCGCAAAUGGUACUACGAAUUCAAACCUAAUACUGAGCUGCGAUUCAGCUUCUACCAGAAUUAAAAGCCAUUCACAGGUGCUAGCCACCGCGCGACUUCAACGCCCAAGCGUUAUUAUUGCACAUGAACUGCAAUUUGGCGGGCAAUCCUCAAUACAUACUAUUAGGUCAGCAGCUAGCAGCCAAGACCUUGAGUUUAUUGUGAAGCAGGAUCCGAUCGUGUUAGCUGAGGUUUUAGAUUUGCUGGUAAGGGAUGAGGUUACACAACUAUACGCUCUGGCACAAAGAUUUCCUUCGUCUCCCGAGCCUGAGCCUGAGCCUGAGAAGCGUACAACGGCUGAACGCCUCUCAACGAUCCAAGUUAAUUUGGCUAUGUUUCUGGAUUCUUAUACGAUCUCACUGCCAUUGCUACGGUCUCUCACCUAUACCAUCUCAGGAGUCGUGGCAAGAGCAAAUAUGGCUGCUAAUUUUGGUAAGGAGGUCAUCCUAGACUUUGAUAUAAAGGAAAAUUCGCACGAUAUGCGAAUUGAAGUCAAUAAUACCCCACGCAGCAUCUCCCUACUGCAGAUUCCCCCAACGAACGGUCGCGUAACUAGUCACAUGGCUCCGGGAGAGCACUUAAUCACAGUUCUGGCAUCGAUGGAACUUGUGCACUUGGAUGCUUCGGCCGUCUAUAGCUUGCUUACAGCUCUCAAUAGACCUGAGAUUUCAAAUGCGAUCAACGACCUUCAAGAACAAGGCAGGAUAAUACAAGAGCAUAUCAACGAAGUGUUUGGCUCUGCCGAAACCGAGCCCACAAAGCCAGCCUCGCCUACAUUCAGCAUCUCGAAACUUACGUACUCCGUCCAUAGCAGUAUUGCGGGACUUGAGAUAUGGGGUAAUGCGCCGAUCAAAUCGGACACCGAACCAUUUGCGCGUCUAUCGUUUUGUCUGGAUGCUGUACAAAUGCAGUUAACAAACAAGAUAGAUGGAGGCCCGAUCCUAGAGAACCCCGAGAUCCACAUCAACCUCCGCCAGAUCAUGUUUAAUAUUGAGAAAGGCUCCAUGGAAAAGAUGAGGUCCUGUGGUAAUCUUUCCCUGGGCGCGUUAAUCACAGCGACAAGCCGCGAAUCAGAAGAUGGAACAGAGGUGAGAUCUUUUGACUUCAAAUCCGAUGGAUUCGAAGUCAACCUCUCAUCGGACACUGUGUCAACAUUUGUAGAUGUUCUCGGCUAUAUGGGCGACAAGAUCAAAAACCUUGACACAUCCCGCGAAUUAGAAUACUUACGGAAGUUGAGGCAGUCGAAGCCUCGCAUUGCUAUUAACGAUGAAGAGCAGGAAACGGAAAGCGAUAUAUUAGAUUCGUUCCUUUCAUCAAUCAUGUACUCAUUUGAGAUACGGAAUAUACAAUUCUGUUGGCUUGUCUCUUCUCCAAAUCAGCCGACGGUAGGCCAAGAGGACUUAGUAUUAUCCUUUAAACGAAUCGAAUUCGCCACGCGCAAGAAAAACUCGGCGAAGCUGACUAUCGAAGAUUUCCAGCUACAGAUGGUUCCACUAGGCCAGGAUAAAUCUUCCCGCUCUCUAAAUUCGGCGCUCCUACCAGAGGUGAUUUUCAAUAUUGCUUUCGUCUCAACCGCAAACGCCCGCCGGCUAGCCUUCCAGGCAGUAGGAAAGUCGCUAGAUUUACGACUAACCUCUGCUUUCAUCGUCCCGGCAGCGCAUCUCCAGGACUCGAUCAGCUUAUCAGCGAAGAAUGCGCAACGAGCUUCAGAGCAGUGGGCACCGAUAGUUAUGCCAGAGAAGCAGAUCUCCCGGCCAGACCAGACCGUCGAGACGAGGCGCUCGUUAUUCGGGAGUCGGAGACUUGAAUCACUUCUGAUCGAUGCUGACUUUGCGGGAGCUGUGGUACACCUCACCGGGAAACGAUCGUCAGACGACUCGACUGGCUCUAGAUCAGACCGUCCCGUGCUGGCCGGCAAAUAUGGGCAGUUUAGCACAGAUGAGGCUGGUAGCAGUAUGGUACUUCGCACCCCUGGCUUAGCGUGGAAGACGGAAUAUAGAGAUAACGGUCAAGAAGACCCGACUCUAUACGGCGAGGUUAAGGUCGAUCCAUCGGACAACACUCUCUACCCGACUAUUGUUCCUCUUAUCAUGGAUAUUACUUCUAGUAUUAAAGAAGUGGUUGGGGAUGACGCUUCGGAAUCACCAAUGUCGCCGCCGCCAGUGCCGAGGGAAGAGUUAGAUAAAUCGAAGUCAGCCAGCGAGGAUAAGCCAAAAUCCGCCAAUGAAGACAAUAUUCUCACGGCUGAUCCAAGCGCCGUCCUUGGGCGUGUGAAAUUAAACCUAGGCCUACGCAUUUGCCAACAAAAGUUCACUUUUAGCUGUCAACCCAUUGGCCGUGUUGCUGCUACGGCACGGUUCGAGGAUAUCUAUAUCACGAUGAAUACCAUUCAGGCAGCGGAACAAGGGAACUUCUUCGCCAUCUCAGGUACAUUUAAAGGAUUCCAUACGUCCGUGCAACACGUGUACUCGAGGGAGUCUACUGGUAGCUUCCAAGUCGAAUCUAUCGUGCUCUCGAUGAUGAACAGCAAACACGUUAGCGGCACGAGUGGUAUUUCUGCCAUCCUGAAGGUCAGCCCGAUGGAGGUAGCGAUCAACGCCAAACAGAUUCAAGAUUUCCUACUCUUCCGAGAAAUAUGGAUCCCAGGAGAAGUGCGACAGGGUACAGCAGCGCCCGUUGCGCCGGUGGUAGCAGAGACAGUCGCCCAAGGACACCUUGUACAGAGAUACCAGCAAGUUGCCGCCACAGCAGCAUUCCCAUGGACAGCUACUCUCUCGAUCGAGGCUCUUAAUGUUGUCGUCGAUCUCGGGCAAUCCCUCGGGAAAUCAAAAUUCGCUAUAUCCGAGUUCUGGGUUUCGUCAAAGAAGACGUCGGAUUGGGAACAGAAUCUCUGUUUGGGAUUUGAAAAGAUCGGCGUGGAUUGCACGGGCCGGUUAAGCGGAUUUGUUGCUCUCCAGAACUUCAAAUUACGCACGUCCAUUGAAUGGCCAGAACGCGAGCAGGCAUUAAACGAAACACCGAGGAUCCAGGCUUCGAUCAGCUUCAGCCAAUUCAGACUGAAGACUGCAUUUGACUAUCAAGCGUUUUUGGUCGCAGAUAUCACAAGUAUGGAAUUCCUGAUGUACAACGUGCGCGAGGAGAAGACAGCGUCUGGGGACCGGCUUGUAGCAAUUCUUGAUGGAGAAGCCGUCCAAGUAUUUGGCACUACAACAUCGGCAGCUCAGAGCGUCGCGUUAUGGCAAGCUAUCCAGAAGCUUAUACAGGAGAGAGUAGCAAGCUACGAGACAUCACUGCGAGAUAUCGAGAAGUUUACAAAACGGAAAUCAAUCUCGAACCAGCCGUCCGUUCAGCAUAUCGUCCCAAGCAAACCAGACACAGACAAAUCUGACAUGAAAUCCCCUAUAUCCCUUAACACGGAUGUGGUGGUGACGCUAAAGGCAGUUAAUCUCGGUAUUUUCCCGAGCACUUUCUCAGAUCACCAGGUCUUCAAACUAGAGGCUCUGAACGCACAGGCAAGAUUCGCCGCGAGCAUGGAAGACAAACGAAUUCACAGCAUCCUGGGCAUGACUCUCGGGCAACUGCGUAUAGGUCUCGCAGGGGUGCGUACAGUCGAGGCGCCCAAAGCCAGCAGCGAAAUCUCGGUAGAAGACGUCGUAGCGAGCGCCACGGGCUCGAGGGGAGGAACCAUCUUAAAGGUACCCAAGGUCGAGGCCAUGAUGCAGACAUGGCAGAUUCCGGAGUCUCGCACGAUCGAGUACAUAUUCAAGAGCUCGUUCGAGGGCAAGGUGGAGGUGGGCUGGAACUACUCGCGCAUCAGCUUCAUCCGGGGCAUGUGGGCGAACCACAGCAAGGCGCUGGCGCAGACGUGGGGACGGGAGAUCCCGACCAUGUCGGCGAUCAAGGUGACGGGGGUCCCCGAGGCUGAGCACGAGGGGGGAGGGCGCGGGGAAGGAGGCGAGCGGCAGAAGAUCACGGCCGAGGUCAACGUCCCGCAGUCCAAGUACGAGUAUAUCGCGCUCGAGCCCCCCCUCAUCGAGACCCCGCAGCUCAGGGACAUGGGCGAGGCCACGCCGCCGCUCGAGUGGAUCGGCCUGCACAGGGACCGCCUCCCGAACCUCACGCACCAGAUCGUCAUUGUUUCCCUACUGGAGCUGGCGGGCGAGGUCGAGGAUGCGUAUGCGAAGAUUCUGGGGUCGUCAUAAGAAGGGGAGAGGAGUAGCAAGCAACUAAUGAGAAUGCAGUAAGAAUGCAGUAUAUAUAAUUAGGUAUUUACCUAACCUGAUAAGGGGAAGCGGUGGUAGGAGAGAAAGGGCUGUUGUAUUUAUUUCUUUUUCCUUUUAUUUUUCCCCCCUUUUUUUCGUAUCA
Molecule: messenger RNA, 10115 nt
Organism: Daldinia caldariorum
Lineage: Eukaryota; Fungi; Ascomycota; Sordariomycetes; Xylariales; Hypoxylaceae
Exons: 3
Coding region: 308-9952 (3214 amino acids)
Biological process (GO): fermentation
Cellular component (GO): membrane
Source: RefSeq, a predicted model, not a curated record